AUGCCCCGCUACUGUGCAGCAAUUUGCUGUAAGAACCGCCGGGGACGGAACAAUAAAGACCGGAAGCUGAGUUUUUACCCAUUUCCUCUGCAUGACAAAGAAAGACUUGAAAAAUGGCUAAAGAAUAUGAAACGAGAUUCAUGGGUUCCUAGUAAAUAUCAGUUCCUGUGUAGUGACCAUUUUACUCCUGAUUCUCUCGACAUCAGAUGGGGUAUUCGAUAUUUGAAACAAACUGCAGUUCCAACGAUAUUUUCUGUACCUGAAGACAAUCAGGAAAAAGACACUUCCCAAAAAAAACCUCUGAAGGCAGAAUUAGAGGAUGAAAAUGAAGUAUGCUUAAAAGCCAAGUCAGAAGAACCAUUUGCAUCAAAUGAGCCAAAGAAAAGUAGAGUUAACACAGAGGUGCUGCCUAAAUGUGCAGAAUUACUUGAUUCAUCUGGUUUGGUGAAGCUAUCAGCUCCAAAAACAGAAAAUACACAAAGUAAUAUACUAACUCUUAAUCUGAUUAAGCAAGAUACUGAAAAACCAGAAUCCACUUUGGAAACAUCAGUGAACCAAGAUACAGGUAUAGGUGGUUUUUACACAUCUUUUGAGAAUAUAAAUUCUACAACUAUUACUUUGACAACUUCAGAUUCAGAAGAUAUUCAGCACUCUUUGGAAGGCCAAGAAGUAUUUGAAGUAACCACUAAUCAUAUUGCGAAUGCAAAUUUCACAGAUAAUUCUGUGGAAAUUAAGUCAGCACAGGAAAAUCCAGUCCUGUUCAGCACAAUUACUCAAACAGUUGAAGACUUCAGUGCAAAUAAGGAACCUGUUGUUGCCAUUUGGGUACCCACUGAAAAUUCUAGCCCUGCAAUUAAUUCUUUUAUACCUGCCCAACAAAAUACCAUGGAAAUGGAGGACAUAGACACUGAAGACUCCUUACAUAAGGAUGUCGACUAUGGAACAGAAGUUUUACAAAUUGAACAUUCUUACUGCAGACAAGACAUAAAUAAGGAACAUCUUUGGCAGAAAGUUUCUAAACUACAUUCAAAGAUAACUCUUCUUGAACUACAAGAGCAACAAACUCUAGGAAGAUUGAAGUCUUUGGAAGCUCUAAUAAGGCAGCUAAAACACGAAACCUGGCUGUCUGAAGAAAAUGUCAAGAUUAUAGAAAACCAUUUCACAACGUAUGAAGUUACUAUGCUAUAA
Molecule: messenger RNA, 1188 nt
Organism: Orycteropus afer afer
Lineage: Eukaryota; Metazoa; Chordata; Mammalia; Tubulidentata; Orycteropodidae
Gene: THAP5
Product: THAP domain containing 5
Exons: 3
Coding region: 1-1188 (395 amino acids)
Cellular component (GO): nucleus
Source: RefSeq, a predicted model, not a curated record